AUGGAUCUCAAGGAGACGGAGGAGCAGCGUCAGAUGCGACGCAUUGCGUUUGUCGCCGUCGUGGUGUCGACGGCUGCUGUUAUUGCCAGCGUCGUUACGCUCCCGAUGCUCUACAACUAUGUCCAGUCAUUCCAAAGUCAUUUGAUGGUCGAGACUGAUUACUGCAAGGCUCGCUCUCGAGAUAUGUGGCUAGAAAUGACGGCGUUACAAGCCGGGAAAGGUUUGCUGCAUCGCCAGAAGAGAGCUUGGUUAUUCGGACAGUGGAUCCCUGAGGGUGGUUCUGGAGGUGGCGGAUCUGGUGGUACCUACGCAACUGGCGGAACUGGUGGUCCAUAUGCGACUGGAGGAUCUGGUGGUCGCGGUGGCGGCAACACUGCCGGAUAUGGUGGGUACGGAGCAGUAGCGAAUUCGGAGCCGGCUCCAACGUGUUGUACUUGCAACCAGGGCGCAGCAGGACCUCCAGGACCUGAAGGACCCCCCGGAAAUAAUGGGAAGGAUGGACGCAAUGGAAAAGAUGGAAAGAAUGGAAGAGAUGCAGAACUGCUUGCUGCUCCACCAGCAGAAACCUGUGUGAUCUGCCCACCUGGACCUCCUGGACCGAUGGGUGCAAUGGGUCCGAAGGGGCCACCUGGACCGAAGGGAUCACCCGGAGAACCACCGAAAGACGGAAACGCUGGAGAAGAUGGAAUGGCCGGACAACCUGGUCCUAUCGGAAGACCGGGCCGAGAUGGCAUGAAGGGCGCCCCUGGAGCUGUUGGAAGGCUUAUUCCCGUACCUGGACCACAAGGACCUCCAGGAAAACAGGGACCGCCCGGGCCUCCUGGACCAAAGGGAAAUCCUGGACCUGACGGACAAUCAUACCAAGGUCCACCAGGACCCCCUGGAGAUCCGGGAAAUUCUGGACCCGAAGGAAGGCCCGGACCGAACGGGCCACAAGGGCCUCCUGGUAUGGAUGGAGAGAAGGGCGAUUGUGGACAUUGUCCUCAAGGUGCUGUGCGAUAUGGCCGCUGUGAACAGUUCGAGAAAAAAACUGGAACUCCUCAGCAGAAGUGCGAACUCGAUCCGUACUGGACAAGCGAGACUUCAUUUAGACACGCUUCACUGCUGGUUGCAUGGGAUGCUGUGACUCAUUUGACGCCUUCGCUUAGACCGUUCCUUCCGACUGGUGCUGUUUUGGGCUUUAGUGUUGGGCUUAUCUUUUGCUGGGUCUUUUCAUGGUCUCCUACUCACAUAUCAUCGAAGAACUCAUUCUCAGAGAACAUGGAACGGAUCGAGGUCGGCAUGCAUGUCGACAUUCAAAGAUCCGACGGACGUGUUCAUGGCGCGGUCGUCUCUCAGCUUAAGCCAGAACGUAGAGCAGUUCUUGUGGAAUGGUUUGAGAAGGGUGAAACGAAAGGUAAGGAGAUCGAUCUCGCUUCGUUGGUAGCUAUCAAUCCGACACUCAAAGGAAAGGAUUCGUUAUCAAAAACACUAGUGCACGCACAUGACGAGAACAACGAUGAGAAUGAAAUGCUGUUUGAUAUCCCACGUCCUAACAGGAGGACGGUACUUCCGACACAACGUGCUCCACCUGAGUCAAGUUCUAAUGCAGCAUCUGUGCGUCGUUCAAUGCUUCUGGAUCGUGCUGGCAGUGGUAGCGACCUUACAAUUGUUACUGAAGAUGUGUCUCACCAUCAGAACACGAAUCACCGACAAGCACCACGAGGCUUAGUGGCUCCACAGAAAAUUACCUUGCCUUCGAAUAAGCGUGCCGCCGCUGGCGCUAGUGCGGCGACUACACCAGUAGAGCGGAACCCUCAACCUCUCACCAUGUUGAAGUCAUCUGAAUUGGAAGAUAUUAAUGACACAAUUGUUGUUCCCGAGACCAAAAUGAAGUCUUCGACUGUUGUUAACAUUGAAAAGUUGCAAAAAGAACGCGAAGAGAGGAGAGCUCAGCAGAAUCAUGUGAAGAAACAGAAGGAGAUGGAAAAGAAUAUUGAUCCUGGAAACCCUAAUUAUCAGUUCUUGCUCAUGAUCCGGGAUUAUCAGUCUCAGAUCGACUACAGACCCCUAAAAAUGACUGACCAAGUUGUGGACAAUCGUAUAUCAGUUUGCGUUAGGAAAAGACCCCUCAAUAAGAAAGAAAUCAGCAAGAAGGAAAUUGAGGUCAUUACGAUUCCUAAUCGUGACCAUUUGAUUGUGCACCAACCACAAGUUAAAGUUGAUCUCACAAAAUACUUGGAUAAUCAAAAGUUCCGAUUUGAUUACACUUUUGACGAGAAUACUUCUAAUGAAAUGGUUUAUAAAUUCACCGCACAGCCAUUAGUAAAGACAAUUUUCGAUCAAGGUUUUGCCACUUGUUUUGCUUACGGGCAAACAGGAUCAGGAAAGACGCACACGAUGGGUGGAGAUUUUACAGGAAAGAACCAGAAUUGUGCCAGUGGGAUUUACGCUCUUACCGCGAGCGAUGUUUUCAAGAUGCAACAUUCACAACAGUAUAAGAAAUUGAAUCUUUCUGUCAGCUGUAGUUUUUUCGAGAUAUACGGCGGAAAGGUGUUCGACCUUUUGAAACACAAAGCUCUGUUACGAGUCCUCGAAGACGGUAAGAAAGAAGUGCAAGUAGUCGGACUUCAAGAGAUGCCUGUGAAAUGCGAGAGCGACGUUCUUGAUUUAAUUCGACAAGGUACUGACAUGCGUACAGCUGGUGCUACUUCGGCGAAUUCAAACUCUAGUAGAUCCCAUGCUGUUUUCCAAAUAAUUCUGCGAAGAGAUAAGAAGCUCUGGGGCAAAUUUUCUUUGAUAGAUUUAGCAGGUAAUGAGCGCGGUCAAGAUACCGGCAACUCUGACCGACAAACACGUAUGGAGGGAGCAGAAAUCAAUAAAUCUCUUCUUGCUCUGAAGGAGUGCAUAAGAGCAAUGGCCAAAAACAGUCACCAUGUGCCGUUCCGCACAUCGAAACUUACCUUGGUUUUACGAGAUUCGUUUAUUGGUGAGAAGGCGCGUACAUGCAUGAUAGCUAUGAUCAGCCCCGGUAUGUCAUCAUGCGAACACACAAUUAAUACUCUUCGUUAUGCCGAUAGAGUGAAGGAGCUUGGUGCUGACGAAGGUGGGAGCUCUCCUCCAAUGAACGACGAGGAACUCAUGUUGCGAACAGGUGGUGAUGACGCUGACAACGAAGAUGCUGAUCUUUCACUUGUUUGUAGCAGAAAUGGAACUGAUAAAACCACUUUUGAUAUGAUGAAGAUAGUUUCGAAUUUAACUGCGGCUGAAGAGGAGGCUCUUUAUAGUCAAUACAACCUCGAACAGAAUAUGAAGACCUGGUUAAAGGAUAUGGGUAACCUGAUUACACGUUCAAAUACUGUGGAUUAUGACCAAGAAGCUUAUGUACGCGAUUCGUUAUCGCUGACCAACAAAAUGUGGAAUGGAUUGUCGGAGUGCAUGGAUCGGUUGAAAAAAUGGCAAGAUCUACAGGCAGCAGAGGCAGAAAUGUCCAAAAAAGUGACAAGGAAAAAGUUAGACUCCAACCGUUAA
Necator americanus (New World hookworm) is the source of this 3510-nucleotide messenger RNA. RefSeq lists its product as uncharacterized. The record is from RefSeq and is a predicted model, not a curated record. The coding region runs from base 1 to 3510 and encodes 1169 amino acids. Gene Ontology annotation, biological process: microtubule-based movement. Gene Ontology annotation, molecular function: structural constituent of cuticle; microtubule binding; microtubule motor activity. The transcript is spliced from 27 exons. Lineage: Eukaryota; Metazoa; Nematoda; Chromadorea; Rhabditida; Ancylostomatidae.